GAGGCACUUUAUUUCCUGGCGGUCUCUUGGCCGUAGGCAGCCUUGCAACCGAAAGUGCAGCGGCAAGCGUAAGCGCCAGCAGUAGACCUUCCUGGCCAUUUGGGCUCAAGCUUCAACGGCUGGACGCAGGUCUGGACGCAGGCGCGAGCCCCCCCCCCUGCCUCUGCAAGCCAGCCCCCCGCGCCGACACGAUGGGGUGCUGCAUGGCCUCCCGCCAGUCUUUCGACCUGACGCGUUACACAGACGCCGCGAACCUCUUCGACGCGCUCGCGUUCACCGUGGAGGGCCUUCACCUGGUGCGCUUGGUCCGCAUGUCGUGGCUGCCGCAGCAGCGCGGCACGGUCCUGAAGAGGCGUCAGGAGCUGCCAGAGGCGGCGUUCGUGUCCGCCGGCGAGCUGCGGGCAGUCUGGGACGCCAGCGAGCGAGGAGGAAAGGACAAGGUGGCGCCGAUCAUCACCAUCUCGUUCUGCUGGGACUCACGCGAGCAUCCCGACCCCAAUGGGGUGCAGCUGAGCUUGGUGAUAGACACCCUGUAGCAGGAGCGCCACAAGUACUCUAGAACCUGUGAUUCCUUUCGGGGGUUCAGCGAUAUGGGCGUCUUUUGGGACUGGCCCUCGCUGCUGCAGGGCGACCCCGACAAGGCCGAGGAGGGUAAGGCCGCCGCCCUGCGGCAAGGAAAAACCCAGAAGGACGCGCAGAAGGCCGCGGACGAGGCCGAGCGUUCCCCCACCGAGAAGGCCGCGUUGAAACAUGGGCUGCAGGAGACGAUGGACCUGUGGUACGCCCACCAGGCCACUACCGUUCUCCUGCUCACCCAGCACCCCCGCGAGCGAGGCAGCAAGCGCGAGUGUGGCUACGACCAGUCGGGCUGGACAACGUGCGAGCAUUGCUCCGCGGAGCAGAUCAAGCAGGUCUACCGUUAUGAGGCGGACUGGGACGCCGUUGCCGACCUUGGGGCAGGGGCGGGGGCGACGAAGGCCAGGAGGAGGUGGCCGGUGGGCCCGGACGAGUUCGACCGGCUCAUCGAGGACAGGUCCUUCACCAACGGCGCGGACCGGGAGGCGGUGAAGGCGCUCUUCCGCCGGAUUAGCCGCGCGCAGCUAGGCGGCGUGACGACGCUGGACUUCGACGGGAUGCCGCCCCCGACCCCCGAGCAGGCCGCGGGGCUCGCAGGCUGCCUGCGGCUGUGCGCCCGCCUGGAGAAGCUGGACCUGGACAACUGCGCCCUCGGCCCCCCGGGCGCGCCGGCCCUGGCGAAGGCGCUGCCCUUCAUGCGCGGCCUACAGAGGCUGUCCCUGGGCAGCAGCGGCAUCGGCGGCGACGGCGCGCAGGCCCUGGCGAAGGCGCUGCCCUCCAUGCGCGGCCUGCAGCUGCCGUCCCUGGCCAGCCACGGCAUCGGCGGCGACGGCGCGCAGGCGCUGAACUCCGCCUGGGGCGACGGGCACGGCCUGUUCCUCUGAGCCUCUGAGCCGGGGGCGAACCCCCCAGGGUGCGGGUGAGAAACGGGAGGGCGCGCGGGAAGGGGAGGACCCGAACGCGACAAGGAGGACCCAAACACGACCAGGAAGCACCCAAACACGACAAGA
Messenger RNA from Prorocentrum cordatum, 1586 nucleotides. The record is from the annotation of a GenBank genome assembly. Lineage: Eukaryota; Dinophyceae; Prorocentrales; Prorocentraceae.